Messenger RNA from Gastrolobium bilobum, 1490 nucleotides. RefSeq lists its product as uncharacterized. The coding region runs from base 398 to 1297 and encodes 299 amino acids. The transcript is spliced from 8 exons. Lineage: Eukaryota; Viridiplantae; Streptophyta; Magnoliopsida; Fabales; Fabaceae. The record is from RefSeq and is a predicted model, not a curated record.
ACACUUCUUGUGGCUGCUAUUUUUUCAAAUUGAAAGCCACUUUUGAGCUUUCACAAGUUUCUUUAAGUUCUGUACCCCAAAGGGGCACUGUUUCAUCAUUAUUUUUUUCUUCAAAUUCAACCCAUUCCACUGGUUGUGGAUUGUCCACUCUGAAACUUCACGAAGCAUUAUCCCAAAUAGUUUGGAUUGUUCCCCUGAUUGUCUUCCCUUAUGGAUCCUUUUGCCACUUUUGGUGCUAAUCUGAGUCAAUAAGAGCAUCUUUAUGUUCCAAAAGCCAUGAAGAUCUGUAGAUUGAGAAUCAAAAUGAAUUCCCAUAUAAAUUUUGUUAAGUUCAAGUUGUCAUGGAACAUAGUGUUUACUUUGUUUUCUGUUCUAUGUUUAAGGUUUACUGAUCAAAAUGGAGUGCUUCAGACAACAGGCUCAGAGACAAAAAUAUGAUUGCCUUCUUUUUGAUUUAGAUGAUACUUUGUAUCCCCUCAGAUCUGGUCUUGCAAAAGCAUGUCUCCAAAAUAUUAAAGACUACAUGGUCGAGAUGCUUGGCAUAGAACCAAGCAAAAUUGAUGAUUUGUCCAACCUCCUUUAUAAGAACUAUGGAACAACUAUGGCUGGUCUAAGGGCAAUUGGAUAUGACUUUGACUAUGAUGAAUAUCACAGUUUUGUUCAUGGGAGAUUGCCUUAUGAGAAUUUAAAACCAGACCCAAUUCUGAGGAACCUGUUGCUGAGCCUGCCCUAUAGGAAACUUAUCUUCACAAACGCAGACAAAGUCCAUGCGGCUAAGGCACUUAAAAGGCUUGGAUUAGAAGACUGCUUUGAAGGAAUUAUAUGCUUUGAGACCCUUAAUCCAAUCCACAAGAUCACUGUGUCUGAUGAUGAAGAUGACAUUGAGUUUUUGGGUUCAAGGAGCACCAAGCCAACCGCCAAUAAUGGUGCAAGUAACUCUCAAAUAUUUGACAUCAUAGAGCAUUUUGCUAAGCCCAAUCCCAAUGCAGUGUUGCCAAAGACACCAAUUAUCUGCAAACCAUCAGAAAAUGCCAUUGAAUUGGCUCUCAAGAUAGCCAACCUUAACCCACACAGAACUUUAUUCUUUGAGGACAGUGUCCGCAACAUACAAGCUGGAAAACGUGUGGGACUUGACACUGUGCAGGUUGGUCCAUCUCAAAGAGUUAAAGGUGCAGAUUAUGCCUUGGAAAGCAUUCAUAACCUUAGAGAGGCACUACCUGAAUUAUGGGAUGCUGACAUAAAAUCAGAAGUUGCAUACCCUGGGAAGAUUGCUGUGGAGACAUCAGUGACAGCUUAAAGAUUAUGUGCAAGGAAACCCCUUUAAUCAUUGUUCAUAAUGAAUUGAAAAUCCAACCACAAUGACAAAAAUGAACAAAAAUGUGAAGCCCAUGGGGAUUCCCCAACUUCAGAUCUAGUAACUGUAGCUGAUUUAGAUGCUUUGUUAAGAUUAUAAUAAAUUAGUAUAUAAAAUAAAUUCUCCUUUUUGGCCU